Manis javanica (Malayan pangolin) is the source of this 3484-nucleotide messenger RNA. The record is from RefSeq and is a predicted model, not a curated record. Lineage: Eukaryota; Metazoa; Chordata; Mammalia; Pholidota; Manidae.
AUGGACCAGGAGAUGAAGGGUGGACGGGCAGUGGGCAUUCUAGCUGUUAAUGGCUGGAUAGGGAGCAGGGCUCCGCAGAAGAACCUGAAGCCAGAGGCAGAGGAAGAUCGCCUACAGCAUCCGGGACGGACGCUCAGUAGCGCGGGCUGGGCACUGGGGACCGGGGAAGAGGAGGGGAGAGGUUCCAAGUGCCCGGGCACCGAGAAGCAGCAGCGGGGCGCGCGGGCGCGGCUCCCCGCACGCCCUCCCUUCGCCUCCUCUCCCUUAGAGGAGGCGGUGGAGCGGGCGGGCGCGGUUCCGGGGGUGGGCGGGCUGGGCGGGGAGGAGGCGGGGCCGCCGCACUGGCUUCUCCCAGCCCCUCCUGCCCUCAGCCAGAGAGAGCGGAGCCUCGGCCAGCUCCGAGGGGCGGGCGCUGAAGCGCAGCGCAGACCUACCGGUCCGCGGAGCCGACAACUGCAAGCCGGGCGCUGCCACCGGAGGCGGACGAUGGGGGCAGGUGCCGCCGCCGGCGUCGUGGACGGGCCGCGCCCGCUGCUGCUGCUGCUGCUGUUGGUCCUGGGGGUGUCCCUCGGAGGUGCCAAGGAGGCCUGCUCCUCGGGCCUGUACACCCACAGUGGAGAGUGCUGCAAAGCCUGCAAUCUGGGCGAGGGGGUGGCCCAGCCUUGUGGAGCCAACCAGACCAUGUGUGAGCCCUGUCUUGACAGUGUGACAUUCUCUGACGUGGUGAGUGCCACUGAGCCAUGUAAGCCGUGCACCGAGUGCGUGGGCCUGCAGAGCAUGUCGGCGCCAUGCGUGGAGGCGGAUGAUGCCGUGUGCCGCUGCGCCUACGGCUACUACCAGGACGAGACCACCGGCCGUUGCGAGGCCUGCCGUGUGUGCGAGGUGGGCUCGGGUCUCGUGUUCUCGUGCCAGGACAAGCAGAACACCGUGUGCGAGGAGUGUCCCGACGGCACGUACUCCGACGAGGCCAACCACGUGGACCCGUGCCUGCCCUGCACGGUGUGCGAGGACACCGAGCGCCAGCUGCGCGAGUGCACCCGCUGGGCGGACGCAGAGUGCGAGGGUGAGCGCGCCACGGGCGGGGCUGGAGGCGCGGGAAGGGCGCCCCCUGGGGGUCGAGAGGGUCAGGCCUGGGCGGCCUUGGGCCGGCGGCCACCCUCCCUGAAACUGAAUCCUAACGGGGGAGAUGGGUCCUGAUCCUUCUCACCAAAGGGCCCCUUACACUAUUUCCUUUGGGCUAAGUGUUUGGAAAGCCGUCAUCCUCCUCCUGGCCACAGCUUGCAUUUUACGGGGCUGUAUUAAUCCAUAACUUCCAGCUAGGGACUAGAUGGGCAGCAGAUAAGAGACUUGAAGGUGGCCACCGUGUCUGGAUCAGAGAGCAGGACAUGUGUGAUCCCUGAGACAGGCUUUCUGAAGUGGAGAAGGGGCUUAAGGACCUGCAGGAGUUGGGACGCUUUGGCUCAGAGGCCUGGUCUAGGUCUGGCAUGGUUUAUGGCUCUGGGACCUAGGAUGGAACCCAUCCUGUCACUUACCAUCUGAGUGAUGUUAGGGAGGUCUCUCCUGUCUCUGGACCUCAGGUUCCUGAUUGAUCACAUGGUUUCCAGGUUGCUGUGGUUAGAGAAAGCAGCUGGCCCAAUUCAACUGGUGAUAUCUGAGGGAAGGGUCAACUGUCAUGGAUACAGCUUAGUCAAGGUUGAUACUGAACCCAGGGAGCACUACGGAGGUUGAGGGGACAGAGGCCCUGGGAGAGGGGAAGAAGGGGCCUGGCAGGCCUGGGCUUGGGAGCCCAAGGAGAGGCAGGGUACCCGUGGAGGGCUCUCAGCCCCCUGGAGAGGAGAGGAGCUGGUGUGCCUACCUUAGCCAGGCACAGGGCCUCAGGAAAUGGGGCAGUCCCUGGGAUGGGGAGAGGACGCACUGUGGCAGCCAGGCUGAACUGUUUUGGUCUCGGGUUGCUGGCAUCCAUCUAUGGGGAGAUUGGUGGGCUUUCCUACUGCAGGGAGAAGUUGACAGUGCCUUUAUUUUCUGUCCCUUACCCUGUGGCCUGGUGCCCACUUAGCUGUUUUCCUUUGGCAUGUAACUGUCAGGGUGCCCUCCUUCUGAGCAGGCCCCAAGUUUGAUGGAGAGAGACAGCCUUUGCCCCAGUCUGAUGAAGGACACAUGGUCCCAGCACUUUGUUCCCAGGAGAUCCCCCAUUCUGGUGGAGGCAUUACAACUUCUGCCUUUGGUCAGACCCCAGUCAGAUGGGGGAGAUAGACUCCGCACUGUGCAGAGCCUUCAGUCUGACCCAGGCUCCCACCCUAAGCCUUCCUUCUGGGUCCUGUGAUCUCUGGCUCAGGGAGCUGAGGACAGAGAGGGCUGUUAAGCUGGGCUGUGGCCAGGUAUGUGAAACCUCCUGCACUGGGGUGGGGGUUGGGGGGAGAGGAGUGGGACACAGAACAUGGUAGUGGCACUUGCCCUGGGCCAGGAGACAGGCAAGUGGCGUCAAGUGCAGGGCAGAGCAGGAAGGGAGUUUCAGUAACUGGCAGCAGGCAGGCAGCACAGUUCAUGGGCAAGUCCAGACCAGCUGCUGGGGGACUUAGCUGGGUGUGGUUAGAGCAAAGAAAGGUGGUGGGUCAGGGAGGGUGGGCUCUGCCUUUUGAGGCAUUCUCAGAUUCCUCCCAGAUACCACCCCACUUACCCAGCCACCCUCUUACCCUCUCCACUGUAGCCUCUGAAGGGUUAAAUGUCAGCUGGGGCAGAGGGAACUUUUCAGGAAAUGGAGUUUGAUUCAUGGUUUGGUUGCCCCCCUCCCUUCCCAUGCAUUGUACUUUCCUGCAGAUACAUUUCAGGUGUGACACAGUGAUUCACCCACCCUCGGGGCAGAAGGUGCCCCCACUGCUCCAGUGAAGUUUGGGUUUAGGAAGAGUAACCUGGUCCCUGUUUCCACCCCCAAGUCUGACAGCUCCCAUUCCGGAAACAGCUGUCAGGACCCACCAAAGGCUUAGCGGGUUGAAAUGCUAGUGGACAUGGCCACAUCUGGAUCUUAUCCCCCCGCCUCUCAUCAGAGGAGAUUGUUGAGAUGAGGAGAGAGCAUUCCGCACGGCAUUGUCUUCAGCCUCGUCUGUUCUUACCCCCCUCUCUGCCCUUCCCCACUGCCCUCCGAUCUCCCUGACGGCCUGAUCUACCAACACCCACUCCACACCUUCAGCCUCUGGGGUGGGGUCAGCCCAAGCCGAGCUGUAUCAUCCUCAGGGCACAGGCUGCCCCUCAGCUCACCCAGUCCCCUAGCAGGGCAAGAGAAGACCCUUCCAGUUCAACACCUUGUCUGGGGCUGCAGAAGACAGGGCUGUGUCCCCUCCACUUCCCGCCUACCUCCUCCACCUCUCCCAGGACUGAGAUGGGGAAGGGUGAGGCAGGGCAGCAGAUGGCAGCCUCCUCCCCAGUGCCAGCCAGAUGGAUUCCAGAUUCACAUCUGGGGGCCUCACCCCUCAGAAAGUGCUGAAAA